GGAUCACCGAUUGACUCUCACGAUCACUUGACUCCCACCUGACGGAGUAUCCAGUAAGUAUUCUGCACGAUACAGCAACGCAACACUCACGGUCACUCGCCCAACCACCCGGAAUCAAGUGCCUCAUCCUCGCACUGCCAGCGGCAAGAAGCGUGCCAUUCUGGCUACACUCCACAACAACUCGCAACAAUGCUGAUUUUCAGCUUCUUCAAGACCCUGACCGGUCAGACAGUCACAGUAGAGCUCAAGAACGAUGUCAGCUUGACGGGAACACUCAAGAGCGUGGACCAAUUCUUGAACUUUAGGAUUGUGGAUGUGCAAUUGAAACAGGGGGAUGAAGCCAGGUGGCCUCAUUUGGCGGCGGUCAGGUCAGCUUUCAUCCGCGGGUCGGUAGUGAGGUACGUGCACUGCCCUGCAGCUGCGGUGGACACGCAAUUGUUGGAGGAUGCGACCAGACGAGCGUCACUUGUGUACACGUGGCUUAAGAGGGUGCCAGGGUACAAGCGUCUUGAGGCGUCCAAGGACCAAAGAGGCGCGAUAGGCGUAGGAGCGGUUCGAUCGGGAGCUUUCCCACUCGUCUAG
Ceraceosorus guamensis is the source of this 582-nucleotide messenger RNA. Its product is annotated as Sm-like ribonucleo protein. Gene Ontology annotation, biological process: mRNA splicing, via spliceosome. The transcript has 3 exons. The record is from RefSeq and is a predicted model, not a curated record. Gene Ontology annotation, cellular component: catalytic step 2 spliceosome; P-body; U6 snRNP. Bases 190 to 582 code for a protein of 130 amino acids. NCBI's taxonomy places the organism in Eukaryota, Fungi, Basidiomycota, Exobasidiomycetes, Ceraceosorales, Ceraceosoraceae. Gene Ontology annotation, molecular function: RNA binding.